Messenger RNA from Myotis brandtii (Brandt's bat), 4134 nucleotides. It is a transcript of the gene JAK2, whose product is annotated as Janus kinase 2. The record is from RefSeq and is a predicted model, not a curated record. The transcript is spliced from 26 exons. Gene Ontology annotation, cellular component: cytosol; cytoskeleton; membrane. The coding region runs from base 548 to 3946 and encodes 1132 amino acids. Gene Ontology annotation, molecular function: non-membrane spanning protein tyrosine kinase activity; ATP binding; histone binding. Gene Ontology annotation, biological process: cytokine-mediated signaling pathway; peptidyl-tyrosine phosphorylation; intracellular signal transduction. NCBI's taxonomy places the organism in Eukaryota, Metazoa, Chordata, Mammalia, Chiroptera, Vespertilionidae.
GCUGCCUGACCGAAGGCCCUGAAUGCGAGUGUCGCCUGCGGUUCUGAAGACACCGGGUGGCCCGGGAGAGGGUGGAGACGACGGCGGUGACGGGCUUCCCGGCUGCCGGAGCUGAGUGGUGCGGGUGCAGGAAGUAGAGGCAGAGGAGCCGAAGGGGGCAGCCGCGCCUGCAGCUAACGGCCUCCCGGGGCGCUGACCGCUGGGCAGGCGAACCGCUCGCUCUGGAGUUCGCGCCGCCGCCUCCGCUGCCCGGCUGUGGGGCCCGGACUUAGAGCUGGUGCCGCGGCGCAGGGAGAGGCCGGGUCCUCGCCGCCGAGGGAUGUGAGCGGGAGCCGCAGUCGCUCGGGAGGGAUCCGGAGGUCCCAGCCUGGCGGACGCUAGGACCCGAACCCGUGCCCGCUGCGGGGGCUUCGCAGACCUCGGCCGGCCGGAGGCGCCCGGUUUCAGAAACAGGCAAGGGAACAAGAUGUGAACUGUUUUCCUUCUGCAGAACAAGAGGCCCUUCCUCCCCUUCCCGCGAAGGCAAAUGUUCUGAAAAAGACUCUGCAUGGAAAUGGCUUGCCUCACAAUGACAGAAAUGGAAGGAACAUGCACACCUCCUAUGCAUCAGAAUGGAGAUAUUCCUGGAAUUACUGAUUCUGUGAAGCAAAUAGAUCCAGUCCUUCAGGUGUAUCUUUAUCAUUCCCUUGGGAAAACUGAGGGAGAUUACCUGAAGUUUUCAACUGGGGAAUAUGUUGCAGAAGAAAUUUGUGUUGCUGCUUCUAAAGCCUGUGGAAUCACACCUGUGUAUCAUAGUAUGUUUGCUUUAAUGAGUGAAACAGAAAGGAUCUGGUAUCCGCCCAACUAUGUCUUCCAUAUAGAUGAGUCAACCAGGCACAAUGUACUCUACAGAAUAAGAUUUUACUUUCCUUACUGGUAUUGUAGCGGCAGCAACAGAACUUAUCGGCAUGGAAUAUCUCGAGGUGCUGAAGCUCCUCUUCUUGAUGACUUUGUUAUGUCUUACCUUUUUGCUCAGUGGCGGCAUGAUUUUUUGCAUGGAUGGAUAAAAGUACCUGUGACUCAUGAAACACAGGAAGAAUGUCUUGGGAUGGCAGUGUUAGAUAUGAUGAGAAUAGCCAAAGAAAAUGAUCAAACUCCACUCGACGUCUAUAGCUCUAUCAGCUAUAAGACAUUCUUACCAAAAUGUAUUCGAGCAAAGAUCCAAGACUAUCAUAUUUUGACAAGAAAGCGAAUAAGGUACCGAUUUCGCAGAUUUAUUGAGCAAUUCAGCCAUUGCAAAGCCACUGCCAGAAACUUGAAACUUAAGUAUCUUAUAAAUCUGGAAACUCUUCAGUCUGCCUUCUACACAGAGCAAUUUGAAGUAAAAGAACCUGGAAGAGGUCCUUCAGGUGAGGAGAUUUUUGCAACCAUUAUAAUAACUGGAAACGGUGGAAUUCAGUGGUCAAGAGGGAAACAUAAAGAAAGUGAAACACUGACAGAACAGGAUUUACAGUUAUAUUGUGACUUUCCCGAUAUUAUUGAUGUCAGUAUUAAGCAGGCAAGCCAAGAAGGCUCAAAUGAAAGCAGAAUUGUAACUAUCCAUAAACAAGAUGGUAAAAAUCUGGAAAUUGAACUUAUUUCAUUAAAGGAGGCUUUGUCUUUUGUGUCAUUAAUUGAUGGAUAUUAUAGAUUAACUGCAGAUGCACAUCAUUACCUCUGUAAAGAAGUAGCAUCUCCAGUGGUGCUUGAAAAUAUACAAAGCAAUUGUCAUGGCCCAAUUUCAAUGGAUUUUGCCAUAAGUAAACUGAAGAAAGCAGGUAAUCAGACUGGACUUUAUGUACUUCGAUGCAGUCCUAAGGAGUUUAAUAAAUAUUUUUUGACUUUUGCUGUCGAGCGUGAUAAUGUCAUUGAAUAUAAGCACUGUCUGAUUACAAAAAAUGAGAAUGGAGAAUACAACCUCAGUGGGACUAAGAAGAACUUCAGUAAUCUUAAAGAUCUUUUGAAUUGCUACCAGAUGGAAACUGUUCGCUCAGACAAUAUAAUUUUCCAGUUUACAAAAUGCUGUCCUCCAAAGCCAAAAGAUAAAUCAAACCUUCUAGUCUUUAGAACAAAUAGUGUUUCUGAUGUACCAACCUCACCAACAUUACAGAGACAUAAUAAUGUGAACCAAAUGGUGUUUCACAAAAUCAGAAAUGAAGAUUUAGUAUUUAAUGAAAGUCUUGGCCAAGGCACUUUUACAAAAAUUUUUAAAGGUGUAAGAAGAGAAGUAGGAGAUUAUGGUCAACUGCAUGAAACAGAAGUUCUUUUAAAAGUUCUGGAUAAAGCACAUAGAAACUAUUCAGAGUCUUUCUUUGAAGCAGCAAGCAUGAUGAGCCAGCUUUCUCACAAACAUCUGGUUUUAAAUUAUGGAGUAUGUGUCUGUGGAGAGGAGAAUAUUCUGGUUCAGGAGUUUGUGAAAUUUGGAUCACUAGAUACAUAUUUGAAAAAGAAUAAAAAUUCUAUAAAUAUAUUAUGGAAACUUGAAGUGGCUAAACAGUUGGCAUGGGCCAUGCAUUUUCUAGAAGAAAAAAACCUUAUUCAUGGGAAUGUGUGUGCCAAAAACAUUCUACUUAUCAGAGAAGAAGACAGGAAGACAGGAAAUCCUCCUUUCAUCAAACUUAGUGAUCCUGGCAUUAGUGUUACAGUUUUGCCAAAGGACAUUCUUCAGGAGAGAAUACCAUGGGUACCACCUGAAUGUAUUGAAAAUCCUAAAAACUUAAACUUGGCAACAGACAAAUGGAGUUUUGGUACCACUUUGUGGGAAAUCUGCAGUGGAGGAGAUAAGCCUCUGAGUGCUUUGGAUUCUCAAAGAAAGCUACAGUUUUAUGAAGAUAGACACCAGCUUCCUGCACCAAAGUGGACAGAAUUAGCAAAUCUUAUUAAUAAUUGUAUGGAUUAUGAACCAGAUUUUAGACCUUCUUUCAGAGCCAUCAUACGAGAUCUUAAUAGUUUGUUUACUCCAGAUUAUGAAUUGUUAACAGAGAAUGACAUGUUACCAAAUAUGAGGAUAGGUGCCCUAGGGUUUUCUGGAGCUUUUGAAGACCGAGACCCUACUCAGUUUGAAGAGAGACACUUGAAAUUUCUGCAGCAACUUGGCAAGGGUAACUUUGGGAGUGUUGAGAUGUGCCGGUAUGACCCUCUACAAGACAACACUGGGGAGGUGGUGGCUGUGAAAAAGCUCCAGCACAGUACUGAAGAGCACCUCAGAGACUUUGAAAGGGAAAUUGAAAUCCUUAAAUCCCUGCAGCAUGACAACAUUGUAAAGUACAAGGGAGUGUGCUACAGUGCUGGCCGGCGUAAUCUAAGAUUAAUUAUGGAAUAUUUACCAUAUGGAAGUUUACGAGACUAUCUCCAAAAGCAUAAAGAACGAAUAGAUCAUAAGAAACUUCUGCAAUAUACAUCUCAAAUAUGCAAGGGUAUGGAAUAUCUUGGUACAAAAAGGUAUAUCCACAGGGAUCUGGCAACAAGGAAUAUAUUGGUAGAGAAUGAAAACAGAGUUAAAAUUGGAGAUUUUGGGUUAACCAAAGUCUUGCCACAAGACAAAGAAUACUACAAAGUGAAAGAACCUGGUGAAAGUCCUAUAUUCUGGUAUGCUCCAGAAUCACUGACAGAGAGCAAGUUUUCUGUGGCCUCAGAUGUUUGGAGCUUUGGAGUGGUUCUAUAUGAACUUUUCACCUAUAUUGAGAAGAGUAAAAGUCCACCAGCGGAAUUCAUGCGUAUGAUUGGCAACGACAAACAAGGACAGAUGAUUGUGUUUCAUUUGAUAGAACUCUUGAAGAAUAAUGGAAGAUUACCAAGACCAGAUGGAUGCCCAGAUGAGAUCUAUGUGAUCAUGACAGAAUGCUGGAAUAAUAAUGUAAAUCAGCGUCCGUCUUUCAGAAACCUAGCUCUUCGAGUUGAUCAAAUAAGGGACAACAUAGCUGGAUGAACGAAAUGAACUUCACUCUGAGACCAAAAUAAAAUUAAGCUGAAGCGUCUGCUUCUGGCCAUAUGGAGUAACUUGAACCAGGUUUGCCCUUUCUCUGUAAGGAAGUGGAGAACGAAACAAAACACCUAAAUUCAGAUAUUGGAUAACAGACAUAACUGUGCUUCCCCAAGAGAAGGGAAACAAAUGAG